Cyprinodon variegatus (sheepshead minnow) is the source of this 2367-nucleotide messenger RNA. RefSeq names its product regulator of G-protein signaling 7 (gene rgs7a). The coding region runs from base 250 to 1554 and encodes 434 amino acids. Gene Ontology annotation, biological process: G protein-coupled receptor signaling pathway; regulation of G protein-coupled receptor signaling pathway; intracellular signal transduction. The transcript has 17 exons. Lineage: Eukaryota; Metazoa; Chordata; Actinopteri; Cyprinodontiformes; Cyprinodontidae. The record is from RefSeq and is a predicted model, not a curated record.
UACUGAGCAUCGUUUUGAGGGGAAGAGAGCAGAGCCUGUUCCUGAUCUGAAUCACACACCGAGCGUCCACCGAAUGUUUGCUCCUACCCGCUGCCAAUGCACACCCCUCGCAUUCCUAUGUCCGCCAGUUGACACACUGAACUCAAAGGACGAGGCUUCCAAACCUGCGGGGAUUCAGGCGUCCUAAAGCGGGCAGCUUUGUUUCCAGGAGCUCCUGACAUUUCCUGUGGCAGAUUUACUCAAAGGAUCAUGGCACAGACCAACAGCAGCGGGCAGGGGACCAAUGGAGUAGCGGAUGAAUCCCCCAACAUGAUAGUGUACAGAAAGAUGGAGGAGUUAAUAGCCCGCAUGCAGGAUGAGAAAAACGGCAUUCCCAUACGAACAGUGAAAAGCUUCCUCACCAAGAUACCCAGUGUUUUUUCAGGUUCUGACAUUGUACAAUGGCUCAUGAAGAACCUGGACAUUGAAGAUCAAGUGGAAGCUCUUCACUUAGGAACACUGAUGGCUGCACAUGGCUACUUCUUUCCUAUAUCAGACCAUGUCCUCACUCUCAAAGAUGACGGUACUUUCUAUAGAUUUCAGACUCCAUACUUUUGGCCGUCAAAUUGCUGGGAACCUGAAAACACAGACUAUGCUGUUUACCUCUGCAAAAGAACAAUGCAAAACAAAGCACGUCUGGAGCUUGCAGACUAUGAAGCAGAGAGCUUAGCAAGGCUACAGAGAGCUUUUGCCAGGAAAUGGGAGUUCAUCUUUAUGCAAGCAGAAGCACAAGCAAAGGUUGACAAGAAAAGGGACAAAAUUGAGAGGAAAAUUCUCGACAGUCAGGAAAGAGCAUUUUGGGAUGUGCACAGACCAGUGUCUGUCUAUGGGCUGCAGAAUGACAUCCGUACCCACAGUCCAACCCACACCCCGGUUCCAGAAGCCAAACAACCUACAGAAGAAGAGCUGCAGGACAAGAUCACCUUUUGGCAAUUACAGUUAGACCGGCAUCGGCUGAAAAUGUCCAAAGUGGCAGAGAGUUUGCUGGGUUACACAGAGCAGUAUGUUGAAUAUGACCCAUGCCUCUCACUUCCUGAUCCAUCCAACCCCUGGAUCUCAGAUGAUACCACCUUCUGGGAACUGGAAGCCAGUAAAGAACCAGGCCAGCAGAGGGUAAAGCGAUGGGCGUUUGGCAUUGAUGAGGUUUUGAAAGAUCCUGUUGGAAGAGAGCAGUUCCUCAAGUUUCUUGAAUCUGAAUUUAGCUCAGAGAAUCUCAGGUUCUGGCUUGCAGUCCAAGAACUAAAAAAGCGCCCUAUCAGAGAGGUCCCAACUCGUGUUCAGGAAAUCUGGCUGGAGUUUCUGGCCCCUGGAGCACCCAGUGCCAUUAAUGUGGACUCCAAGAGCUAUGGGAAAACCACUCAGAAUGUAAAAGAUCCUGGACGGUAUGCCUUCGAAGAUGCACAGGAACACAUCUACAAAUUGAUGAAGAGUGAUUCUUAUAGCCGUUUCAUUCGUUCCAGUGCCUACCAGGAAUUAUUACAGGCCAAGAAGAAGAAAAGUAAAAAUUUGUUCUGAAGUCUCUUGCUUCCAGGAGGAACCACUGGCAGACAAGAGACUGUAAAGUUGUGUGCCAUGCUAAAAAUCAAUGGCUUUCCUCUCUCUGGAGCAUGGAGAAGGGGGGCCAUCACAUCUCAUCAUUCUCGUCUCUCAUCUGCUAUUGGCUUAGCCAGACGAUGAGCCAAGCUGCCUGUCCGUCUGUUGUCCAGAAGAUGUUGCAUGUCCAUCGAGAGGAUGUUUCAGCUCCUCUCUCCUCUUUCAGUACAGUUAUAUUUCCGGUGUUUCCAAAAAGAAGACGCAGUUGGACUUGUGAGGGGAGUGAGAGACUGUAAAACAAAAUGUUGGAAAGUUUGAAAUGAGUGCUCCAGUUCUUUCCAUCGCAGCUACUCAACUAGGGCCCUUUCUCUCACUUCCAGCAGAACCAAAUGAUGUCAGAGAGAAAUGAGAAAAAUACACUUAGAAAAAGAACCCAGUAAAAAAAACAGCUUACACUGAUAACUUUAACCAAUGUCAUUGCUUUACAUGAGGUUACAAAAACUUUGUCACGCUAUGGGAAGUGUUGUGCAGAAUGAAUAUACAAAAUAUAUAUACAUAUAUAUUAUGAUUCUGAUUAUUUAUUGUGCAUUUAGGUUGCUUUUUAUGAUUUGGUUGCACUACAAUAUUUAGCACAUAUGAUUCUCAUUGCACCUGUAAAGUCUCAUUCAGAUUUACAAAGAUGCCGUCUCCGGUCGUACGUAGAACUUCAUUCUUUGUUAUUCUCUCCUGCAUUUAUUUUUAUACCAUAUUUAAAGACACUUUUACUUACUUGUAUUAAUAAAGUUGAUCCUCUAU